UAGCUUCGAGUUGCUGUUCAUGUGCACAAACUGCAAUAUUCAUUAUUCAAGCGUUGCAUAGGUUUUUGUGGCUAAUUGAGUGAGUGAGAGUGAGUUCCGGCGAAACGCUCCCGUCUAUCGCUCUGUAAUGGCAUGGAUGUUAUGGUUGACGGUGCUGUUCACGAUUGUACAGCAACCGUGGACAUUAGCGACUCCAUGUUUGACUCAGGAGCUGCUGAACUCGGCGAAGGAGCCCGAGUUUUUCGAUUGGUUGAUAAGAGUGAGGAGGAGAAUACACGAAUAUCCAGAGCUGGCUUUUGAUGAGCAUCUCACGAGUCAACUCAUCAGAUCGGAACUUGACUCAAUUGGAAUUCCGUACAAAUGGCCGUUCGCUAAGACCGGGAUCGUGGCUUCGAUUGGAUCUGGAGAGAAACCCUGGUUCGGUCUUAGAGCGGACAUGGAUGCCCUCCCCAUCCAGGAAUUGGUAGAGUGGGAGCACAAGAGCAAGAUAGAUGGUAAAAUGCAUGCUUGCGGCCAUGAUGUUCACGUAACGAUGUUGCUUGGAGCAGCUAGGUUACUACAUCACAAACGAGACAAAUUGAAGGGUACUGUUAAGCUUGUCUUUCAACCUGGAGAAGAGGGCCAUGCCGGUGCUUACCACAUGAUCAAAGAAGGUGCUAUACAUGGGUUCCAAGCAAUUUUUGGGUUACAUAUUUCUCCGGAAAUGCCAGUUGGAACCAUCUCUUCUAGACCUGGUUCCAUGCUGGCCGGCUCUGGCAGGUUCGUAGCUGUUGUUAGAGGAAAAGGUGGCCAUGCUGCAAGACCUCAAGCAACUGUAGAUCCUGUUCUCGCAGCAUCAUUUGCUAUUCUUGCACUUCAACAGAUUGUUUCGAGAGAAAUCGAUCCUCUUCAGCCUAUGGUGGUUACAGUAGGUUUUGUUGAGGCUGGACAAGCUGGAAAUGUCAUCCCGGAAACAGUGAAACUUGGAGGCACUUUCCGAAGCAUGACUACAAGUGGUUUCUCAUACCUUAUGCAGAGAAUCAAAGAGGUCAUGGAGACUCAGGCAGCUGUGCAUAGGUGUACUGCUAGUAUUGAUUUUAUGGAGGAAGAACUAAGACAUUAUCCAGCUACUGUAAAUGAUGAAGCAAUGUACAAUCAUGCAAAGGGUGUUGGAGAAGCAUUACUUGGAGAAUCCAACGUACACGUUGUUCCUCUAACUAUGCUAGCAGAGGAUUUCAGCUUCUAUGCACAGAAGAUACCUGCUGCAUUUUUCAUGAUUGGCACUAGGAAUGAAACCCAUCACCCUGUUAAGCCCUUACACACACCUUACCUUGUUAUCGAUGAGGCGGUUCUUCCUGUAGGAGCGGCUCUUCACGCUGCUGUCGCCAUGUCCUAUUUGGAGAAAGAGCUUUGAGAGUUCAGUCUGGGUUGAUUAGUCGUGACUCGCGAUGAUGAUAAUUUCGCAUCCAAGAUUGCAAUAUUAGUUCUGUUUGAGGUGGAGAACCUGUGUAUCAAAUAUGACUUAAGAAUGUUGAACUCUGGUCUCAGCUCCAUUGUAUAUAUGGUUGUACAA
Molecule: messenger RNA, 1552 nt
Organism: Tripterygium wilfordii
Lineage: Eukaryota; Viridiplantae; Streptophyta; Magnoliopsida; Celastrales; Celastraceae
Product: IAA-amino acid hydrolase ILR1-like 3
Exons: 5
Coding region: 128-1393 (421 amino acids)
Biological process (GO): auxin metabolic process
Cellular component (GO): endoplasmic reticulum
Molecular function (GO): IAA-Ala conjugate hydrolase activity
Source: RefSeq, a predicted model, not a curated record